This is a messenger RNA of Prorocentrum cordatum, 2978 nucleotides long. The record is from the annotation of a GenBank genome assembly. Lineage: Eukaryota; Dinophyceae; Prorocentrales; Prorocentraceae.
AGCCGUUUUGGGCUCAGAGAGACACCCCCAGUCCGUGCCGGCCCAGACGCAGCCCCCGACCCCCGCGCGCCGCCUGGACGCUCUCUGCCUCUGCGCGCGCCGCCCGAGCGCGCCGUCGGCGCCGCCCGAACGCGCCGCCAUGGCCUGGGCCAGCGGGGGCCCGCCGCACGACGCGGAGCCGCUCGUCGGCCAGCACGGCGCGCAGGACUGCCGCACCAUCGGGCGGCGUCCAGGUCUCUCGGCGGGCAGUCGCUGCGGCAUCGCGGGGCUGUGCCUGGGGGUCGCGGCGGCCGGCGCCGCCGCGUGCUGGCGCCUGCGCGGCGGCGACCUGAGAUCGGCCAGCGCGAAUCGGAAGCUCAUGAGCCCGCCGCCGCACAUCGUGGAUAGCCACAACUCCUCGCCGUCUGGGCUCGGCGGCCACAACCCGUCCAUGCCCUGGCUGGACUGGCUCGGCGGCUCGGACCCGACGCCCGCCCCGACGCCAGCCCCAACGCCCGCCCCAACAGUGCCCCCGAAGCAGACUGCAGCUCCGACCCCGGCCCCAACUCCGACCCCGACGCUGGCCCCGACGCCAAUCCCGACAACAGAGCCGACUGCCGCUCCGACCCCGGCCCCAACCGUACAGCCGCUGGACUGGUUCCACCCCGUCGGCGGAGGCUCUGGGAGGAGCUGUCGCGCGUCGGAGGACGCGACGGAGGUGACGGAGCCUGGUCCUCCUGGCAGCGGCAGCGCGGUCAUCGAGGUGGCUUGGCCGGUGGGCUCGCUGGAGGACUGCCAGUCCGCCUGCGCGAACGCCUCGGCGUGCAGGGCCAUCGAAUACGACAGUGAGCGAGAGAAAUGCAGGGUUUGGCAAUCCGAGCCACAGUCCAGCGUUGCCAGCGAAGGGUCCACGUGUCUCGCUUUUAGGCCCGAGAGUUGGGCGAACCGCGAGUGCCCAACGGCGUGGCCGAAGCCAAAGGAGACGUGGUGCGCCAAGCCGGGUGAGAAUUGCAUGCCGACGGGGUGCUGUGAGGACCCCACCCUCAGCUGUUUCACUAAGAACGGGUUCUGGGCCUCGUGCAAGCCCGUCUGCCAGCCGGGGCAGGUCGACGUCGUUGGGGACGCACCAGAACAUCAAAGCCCAUGGAGCUGCGAACUCCUCGGGUGCGGCAUCCAUCCUGGCCGUUUUGUGCCUCCAGGCCGCUGGUGGUCGCCACCAGAAUCCGCCACCACGCACAACGGAGUGCAGCUGGCCGACGUGUACAUACCAGGCAGUUACGAGCACCGCGUUUUCAUCAUAGGCGACUGGGGUGGAUUCGUAGACAAAGACAACGACAACUACAUCUCACCAGCGAACCAAGUCCACAAGAGGUUUGGGCAGGAAUUCGUGGGCGGCGUGGACGACCGAGCUCAGUUUGCCGUCCGGGAUGCCAUGAUCGGCAGGGCAAAUUGGGCAUUGCCAAACUACGUGCUCAACGUCGGUGACAACUUCUAUUGGGCAGGCGUCGAGGAGCAUUGCAACAACGGCUUCAUCAGCUACAUGGGGACUGCUGAAUAUGGGAUUUCGCAGUUCGAGCACGUCUACGAGAGAGUUUACGUCGGCCAUGGGAUCAACGGCAAGCAGUGGUUGGGCGUGCUUGGAAAUCACGACUACGGGGGUUACAGGUUUGAGAAGGGUUGGGAUAAGGCAAUCGGCUACACGUGGGCGUCGCCGACCGGACGGUGGAUGACGCCCGCUCAGUAUUACAACGUGAAGGUGUGGUAUUUUGAUUUCGCUGUGGACUACGUUUUUAUGGACACCAAUGUUUGGGAUGCUUUGGAUCCAAACGAUCCGUCCCCCCACAACAUCUGCUCUGCUGCCCACAACCCUGGUGGGGCAUCAUGCAACGAAAUUGCGUCGGUCUGGGACUGCCCGUGGUUCUUCAAGGGGCUCUGGGAUAGGCAGAAGGCGUGGCUCGACGAGAUCGCUCCUGGAUUGGCUGGGGACUGGCGCAUCGUCGUGACCCACUUCCCGCCGUACUGGGGCUACUGGGACUGGCAAGACAUGGCCAGAAGACACGAGAUCGACCUGAUCAUCACAGGUCACCGCCAUCUGCAGCACGUGCACGUUCCUGGCGAUCCGGCGGAGCAGGUUUGGCCCGACGACCCCAAUCGUCUCAUGAGCGACUUCCUGGACCCGACGGCCUUGAUCGUAUCAGGCGGUGGCGGAGGUGUCACCUCCGAGAACAAGCCUGAGGGUAACGGCGAGGACGACCAGUACGGAUUCAUGGACAUGACCUUGUCCAAGGACACGAUCAAGAUAGAAGCGAUCUCUCACAGUGGGCAGACAAGGAAGGUGUCGACCAUCUACCACAACUACUCCCACGCUGGCAGCCGCCUCGUGUGGGAGGCAGAGGCCUGACGCCGUCCUGCUCCAGAUGCGCUGAGCAGCGCAUCACCGGGUGUUGUCAGAGCGGCAGUGCCACAAGUGCGCGCUGUGCUCCAGCGUGGCCGGGGAGCUGACCAAGGACAGCCCCCCCUGGGCACGAGCCAGGCCGUGCGUGAAGGUGGUGCCUGGGCUCCGAGGCCGCGCCCCCGGGCCUCGGGCUCGCGCCAGGCCUGGGCGGGUGAGCCCCGGGCCCGGGGGUCCAGAGCUCAGCGAGAGCCUUGCAGGAGGAGGAGCAGGAGGAGGAGGAGCCCGAAACUCCAUACUGCAGUGGAUGUAGGCAGAAGUUUUGCCCGCAGGGUGGAGGACGGCGUGCCCGCGCGCCGCUCGCGGCGUCCUCUCGCGAGCUCUCGGCGGCGCGCGCCAAGAGGGCGCGGCCAGCCCGCGCCGCGUCGACCCGGCGGCGGCCCCGCCCCGGGCGCUCCGGGUGGCGCGCCGCCGCCGGCCAGACCUCCGACGUCGCGAGGAGCUCACGACGGAGGUGUUUGACGAUUCUCGGACUCGUUCUCCACCCUGCCGCCCGCCCCCCUCGGGGUUCUGGCGCUGCCAGCGCCCCCACCCCCCCAACAUGGGC